AUGAGUGAUAAAGCAGAGGAGUCCGCUGUUGGGCCUGAAAACCAAAUGAAACGUCAUGGACAACCCAUGAGUCUUCCUCCACCUAAGAGAAAGCUGAGCAUGGCGCUGCUGUCAGUGGAACAGGAAGGAGACGGAGCAUCCCAGCCCGGGGGCUCAGAUAUGUCCUUGGAAGAUGAUGACCCCAAGGUCACCGCGAUGUCGGGAGAUGUGCCCGAUAAACUGCCAAUACCAGUGGAAAUCAGUGCUGAAAUGAAACAUCAAUUAAGGAGGGAAAUUCGACGAUAUGCACAAAAAUAUGAAAGAAUCUUCAAAUUGCUUGAAGGAGUGCAAGGACCUCGAGAAUUGUGGGAAAAAGUUUGUGUUAUUGUCCGUCAAGAAAACAGCAAGAUUGAUAUUAUCUGA
Messenger RNA from Mirounga angustirostris (Northern elephant seal), 402 nucleotides. Its product is annotated as cancer/testis antigen family 45 member A8-like. The record is from RefSeq and is a predicted model, not a curated record. The transcript has 4 exons. Bases 1 to 402 code for a protein of 133 amino acids. Lineage: Eukaryota; Metazoa; Chordata; Mammalia; Carnivora; Phocidae.